Molecule: messenger RNA, 2958 nt
Organism: Arachis ipaensis
Lineage: Eukaryota; Viridiplantae; Streptophyta; Magnoliopsida; Fabales; Fabaceae
Product: putative FBD-associated F-box protein At5g56440
Molecular function (GO): protein binding
Source: RefSeq, a predicted model, not a curated record
CCUAAUCCCCCCAAAUGCAACCCACCAGUCCCACUCCUCUUUUUCUCUGAAAAUUGAAAAUUCAUUUGGAGAACCUAGUCCCCAAACGCAGCCCGCAUCUCCGCAACCACCAACCCUCUCCGUAGUCAUCGCCGAACUCUUCUCCUCCGAGAACAGGUGUCGCGUGUGGAAAUCUGUCGCCGUCAUAGCCGUCGCCAUCCUAGGAAGCUCUGUUCUGUCGCCGUUGUGUGGAAGUUCUGUCGCCGUUGUCGUCUCCUCUGUUCGAGCUCUCUCUGUAUCUUCGCCGGCAGUUCGCACUCUUCUGUCGUCGCCGUCACUCUCCUUCCUCUAUCGCCGCCGUUGAAUUCAAUUGAAUGAUUGAUCCAAUAACCCUUGGCUAUCCUUCAAAUCCUAAACCAGUAAACCCUACAGCUGAGAAAGCCAAACCAUCAACCAUGAACAUGGAUAGGAUCAGUUUCUUACCCGACUCUAUCCUUUGCGACAUUCUCUCAUACCUCCCAACAAAACAAGCUGUAUCCACCAGCAUCCUCUGUCGCAGGUGGCGCCAUGUUUGGAAGGAUCUCCAAGUCCUUGACAUAGAGGAUAGACCCUUUUGGUCCCGUCGGGGAUAUCGGUUUGAUUCAUAUGUGAAUGCUGUUCUAUCUCAGCGCAGUGCAAAUUACCCUAUCAAAAAGUUUCGCCUCACUUCCUAUAAUAGUUCAGAGGAUCUCAUCUUAACAUGGCUUGAUGCCGUCAUUGGUCCCCAUCUCCAGGAACUCUAUCUCUUCAUUGGUUUAAUGAGGAGAAUCAAGUUGCCUGAAUCCAUAUUCACUUGUGUAUCACUCAAGUCCCUUGUUUUGAAACGUUAUAGUCAUUUGAAUUAUUAUCCAGAGUUUCCAAAUGUUUAUCUGCCAUCCCUCAAGAAUCUAGAGUUGGAAAUCGUCUCUGUGGACCCCAGCAAGCUUUUAUCCGGCUGCCCUGUUCUUGAAGUUCUUAAGCUCAUUCUACAAAACACGACCCAAGAAGGUUUUCAUGUUUAUGUACCUACAAUCCAGAUGCCUCGCACAUUGAAAAGUUUAACCUUUGAAGAUUACACUAGCUUGAUGGAAGAGAUUAACGUUCGGGAAAUAUACACUCCAUUUCUUGAAUACCUGCAUAUGAGAACGGUGGCCUCGGCGAACUCUGAGCUACAGGUAUCAGUUAUCAAUUUUCCCAACAUGGUGGAGGCACAUCUUGAUAUUUGUCAUGAACGUGUUGAGCAUGGGGCUUGGGUGCCCAAGCUCUUCAAGGCACUCCGCGAAACAAAAUUGUUGGCAUUGAAAUAUGAAACAACACAGUGCUUAUUUAGUGCUCCAGCUUUCGAGUUUCCAGAAUUUCACUGUUUGCUCAAUCUAGAGCUUGAUGUUCCAUGUUUCAACGCAAACUUCCUGCUAAACUUCCUUCAUAAUUGUCAUGUACUUGAAGCUCUUGUAAUUUGUAUUUGGAAGCGAGCAUAUGCUCACCCGGUGGAAUAUAAUGGGCCAAGACCACCAAGCAUGGUUCCCAAUUGUUUGACAUCACAUCUCAGGAGUUUUGAGUUUAGAGGAUAUCAAGACUCUACAGAUGAGCGUGAAUUUAUUGCAUAUCUUUUACAAAGAGGACUUGUUUUGAAGACAGUGACAAUUCAUCUUAAAUCUGAUUUCGACCUAGAGACAAAGUACAUUAUUCUCAAGGGAUUAUCUGCUAUACCGAGGGGCUCUCCAAUAUGUCAGCUUAAUUUCAUUGACCACAAUCAUGGUUGAUGGCAACUCUACUCUCUGGGCAACUGACAAACGUUUGAUUGUUUUACGGUUUACGUACACAAACAUGUUGGCUGCUAUUUGACAAUGUUGCUAGAUUAAAGCACUGUAUAGUAUAUAUUGACUAUUGUGUAUGAAUUUCUGUUUUUGAAAGAAGUUGGGAAGUUAGGACCAAGUUAACCACUGCAUAUUAUUGUACUCUUCUGAUGUUAUCUACGGUUCAAUGUUUCUAUAUUUUUAAGUUGGAUCAUUUUUUGUGAUGCAUAAAAAUAUGCAUGGUUAAUUAGGACUAAAUGCCAUGGUUUUGCAGAGAAGUCAUUUUUCUGACAAUGAAUUGAUGAUUUGUAUAGCACAAACAGCAAUUUUGAUUACGCACUGCCACCAAUUCAGAUUUACAUAUAAAUAGCAUUUGAUUCUUUAUGGUAAAUUGAAUCAACUUGACUCAAUUUAUAUAUAAAUAAUAUUUUAUUCGAUUUAUAUAGAAGUAUUCAGGACAUAGGGUAUAACUAAUUUUAGCUUAGGACAUCUGUAUAAUUUAAAACUGAAAUCAUUUUAUUUGGAGGUCACACUUCUCCUUCCGAUGCUCCAAAAUUGUAUAGGUAAUGUCAUAACUCAAACAAUUUAUUUUCAAUUCCUGAGGAUUUUUCACCAAACAGAGGAGCCUCAAUAGAAUCCAUUAACACUCUGCUAGGUUUGACUUGGUUGGUUGUAAAUUAAUAUCUUUUAUUUUUCAUGACUUAAUUGCAGGCUUGCUGCACUUGCUUGGCAAAAUAUGUAGACAACGACGAACUUAGGGAGCUACCAUGCUUUCAUAUCUUUCAUGUAGGGUGUAUUGAUAAAUGGUUAAAGAUAAAUGUAUCCUGUCCUCUUUGUAAAUAUGAAGUUGGUACAAACAAUGAAGGGUCACAUUCGACCAUGGGUUCCAAUGAGCAUUAGAUGAGAAAACAAAAAGGGAGACAAUUCUGUUGUUCGGUGGUAUUCAAUGUGUUAGUAAUUGCUUACAUGAAGUCACGUUACCAAAGAAGAAGCAUUUUCCCUGAUAUUGGUCAUAUUUGGGUUCUUGCCUUGAAGUGUUUUUGUUUUUUUGUUGCUAGAGAGAUGAAGAUAGAUGCAACAUUAGCACCUUUCCCCAAUUUUCCAUAUCAAGUGUUGUUCUAGAAUAUAGGCUACACUAAUCUUGUAUUGUAUGUACGUACAUUGU